AUGUGCUCUGUUCAUCAAUCUCUGGACGACCUCAAGGUCGCCAAGCCUAUGGACAAUGGUAGUGCAAUCAACUACGUCGCUUCGAGGCUCAGCACUGUGGCUUUCUUAGGCACCAGUACCAACAAGAGCGUCCUCUUCGUAGCAUCCACUUACGACGAUAGGCCUCUGGAGUACCAUCCGUACGCAGUGUCCCGCAGGGUACUCGACGAGAGUAACUUAACCUUCGAGGUGGGUUCUUCGUUUGUGAACAUAGCCGACAGCAAAAAGAAGCAGAGAAACAAGAUUCGUUACGUACACGGCUUCAGCCACAAAGGUUUCGCCUACUUUGUGGCUGUUCAGAAGAAGCCGCGGAUUCCCAUGCCCCCAGAAACACGACUGGCACGUGUCUGCGAGAGUGAUGAUUCUUUCCGUACCUACACGGAGAUUUUAAUAACGUGCGCGCACGAUGGGAAGCAGCAGUACAUGAACGCUUCCAGCGCCGCCUAUGGGCCGUACACGAGUGAAUAUAGCGGUGAUGGCAAAGUGCUCCUCGUGGCUUUUGCACCGAACAACGGAAAUCAGGGAAAAAGCAACCGCUCCAAGUUCGCGUUGUGCCUCUUCGACAUGGAUCGCGUCGAGGAAGAGUUUCGCAAGACAACGGAAAACUGUAACGACGGCAAACAAGAGGCAUCCCGACUGUCCCGCCUUUUCAGCAACGGGACCGAGCUUACAAUAGGAACUACUGUUGCGUGGGUUGGCGAUCGAAAAGGAAAUCUGCACAAGUACGUUAUUUUAGAUCAGUCGCUGAAGUCGAAGCCCCUUUGGACGUUCCGAAUAGCACCUGACCCCAUUGAGAAGGCCACAGCUGUGGACCGCGAUGGUUCACACGGAUAUUUCCUGGCAGGAAACAGUGUUAUAAGAUUUCCAAUAGGCUCGUGCAUCGUCUACGAGGACUGUUCGGAUUGCUUGCAGAAAAGCGAUGACCCGCUACAGUGCGGCUGGUGCGAGGACAGAUGCGCUCACUCGUGCGAGUGUCCCAAGGGCAAAAAGUUUGUCUCGAAUCGCUGUCCCAUCAUAGUAAGCGAGAUGCUACCGAAGAAAGGUCCAACUGCCGGAGGCACCCUACUGGAUAUUCGGGGCAAGAAUUUCGCUUCCGUUCCCUAUAACCAAGACAAAAGUAUGAAUGUCACCGUUGGCGGUCAACUGUGCGACUAUAAGGGGUGGUCGGAGGAUCGUAUUACGUGCAAAACACCACCUGGACAAAACGACUCAACAGUAGACAUCAUCAUAUCCGUAAAUGACGUGGCCACUAAUGAGUUCAGAAAGUACGAUGUCUUCGAUCAUCAUGUCAUUACUGCUGGCUUCGAAUAUAAGGACCCUACACUGAGAGGCAUAUUCCCGAAUCACGGCCCAAUAGCCGGGGGAACAUCGGUCAUUCUUCAUGGCACGGACCUCGACUCUGGAUCCAAAAGAAAGGUGACAAUCGGCCCAACAGAAUGCCAAAUAAAAGGGUUCAAGGACACGUUUCUGGAGUGCAUCACAAGCCCUGUGAAUAGUAGCUUUGUAAACCAGAGCUUCCAAGUCAAACUUACCACUGAUGACUUCGAAGUGCCUUUCACCCUGGGAAAUGGUUCGGGCUUCACAUUCACCUACAAGCUGGACCCAGUGAUUGAGAGCAUUGUGCCUGGGGAAGCAUCUGUCAGCGAAGAGCCAAUCAUUAAUGUGACGGGCACCAACUUGGACAGUGUAGCUACGCCCAUGAUGGUGACUCAAGUGUCGUCUGUGAGACAAUCUGACAAGCCAGAGGAGAUUAAAAAGGCUUGUGUGGUUGCCAGCGGUGGUCAGCAGAUGACCUGCAGUGGUCCGUUGUUGACGGAGUUCUCAGGGCUGAACGCAACAGAAUUGCAGGCGCACGACAAACCGAUAACGGCGCACAUCAGUUUUAAGAUGGACGGCCUACUUUUGCCACGACCAAUGAAUGGCUCGCCUGGCUAUUUCCCGUUCAACUAUCGCCUCGAACUCUGGGUCGAUCGCUUCCCCGAUGAAGGAAUCGGAGUUGAUUUCUGGCAUCCAGUGGUGAAAAUAGGGGGAAAGCUGUUCGACGUUCUUAUUAACAGCACGCUGCUCUCCAUUCGUGUUGACAGCGUUGAUGGUGCGUGCAAUGUCACGAAGAUAAAGUACGACCGAAUUGUCUGCACCCUUACGAGCAGUUCCUGGGAUGAUGAUCUGCCUCAUCAACUUGACGUUGUCUACGGAAAUCGUGUCUACCCUGUGGGUAGUAUCAAACUGGUGAAGUUAGUGGAAAAGAAGCCCGUGUCCUGGUCGUACCAUGGCGCCAUUGCCGGUAUUAUCGUCGCAGUCCUAAUUGUUUUCUUCAUCGGUGUUGGACUUGCCCUCUACUGGCGAUUCCGGGUCAACAAGACUAAGCCCCCCGCUUACUUCGUCGACUUUGAAAACCGCAACGUCGGCAACCGUGCAUCGAACGGUGGAGACUCCCCGAGGUACCAGGAGACGAUACCAGGAGCCACAAGACAGGGCGUUGGAAAGGCCGCCUUUCAAAUGGACGAAGAAACAAAGGCCAUUCUGGAGGCUGACAAGCUGCUUUUCAAUAGAGAACUCGUUGUUCUAGGUCCAGUAGUCGGUCAAGGGCACUUCGGCUGCGUCUACCGGGGAACACUGGAACUUCAAGGCAAGGAUGAGGUGUUAAGGGUUGCAAUCAAGACACUACACAACAACUCUCGUGGGGGUGACAGCGAUAGCCAACAGUUCUUGAAGGAGGCGCUUAUCAUGAAAGACUUCAAUCAUGAGAAUGUGCUCCCACUCAUUGGUCUGUGCUUGGACGAAAGAGACGGACUCAUGGUCAUCACGCCGUACAUGAAGUACGGCGACCUGCACUCCUAUCUACGUAACGAGAAUAAUAGUCCGACAUUAAGGGAUCUGAUAACCUUUGGCAUACACGUAGCAAAGGGCAUGGAAUAUCUGGCGCACCUGAAGUUCGUGCACAGAGACCUCGCAGCUAGGAACUGCAUGCUGAGCGAAGACAUGAUCGUUAGAAUAGCCGACUUUGGUCUUUCGCGCGACAUCUACGAGAGAGAUUAUUACAGCGACCAAGACCGAAAGACCAAGCUGCCCGUGAAGUGGAUGUCUCCAGAGAGCUUGGAGGCUGGAGUCUACGACCACAAGACUGACGUGUGGUCCUACGGCGUGCUCUUGUGGGAGCUGAUUACCCGUGGAACGGCGCCUUACGCACACGUUGACAACUGGGACAUGCUCAACUUCCUCAAGGAUGGACGCAGGAUGCAGCAACCUUAUAUCUGUCCUGAUCAGCUGUAUCAAAUCAUGCUUCAAUGUUGGGAGCUGGAUCCCGAGAAGCGUCCCACCUUCGCAAGGCUUGCUGCAGAUGUCGCAAGUGUGAUCACAAACCUUGAGAAGAAGAAUGAAGACGAGAGAAUCAGUUUGAACGUCACGUACGUGAACUGUCCGCGAGCAAGCACUGCCGUUGCAGAAAACCAAUGACCAUCACUCCUCGAAAAGCCUUGAGCGGAGACAUUCUUGGAAAAUUUCAAGAGCAUUAAAAAGGAGGCGGACUUUUCGGAAAUAUUUAUAGGCCAAUGAAAUUGCGGUGAGCCUGCAAACGGAGAAAACAGUGGAUGCGUAAAAGAGCCGGAUAAAGUUACGCGACCUUCGUUGGCGUGGGGCGGUGUCGCCGUCUUGAACAGGUGAAGUGAUAUACUGCAUCGUGACACUAACGAGCGCCGACAGGACGCGCUUCGGUGGUCGCAGCGGAGACUGGCUCCCCGAUUUCCACUCCAUUUUGUUGCAAUA
Messenger RNA from Rhipicephalus sanguineus (brown dog tick), 3804 nucleotides. Its product is annotated as hepatocyte growth factor receptor-like. The transcript has 20 exons. The record is from RefSeq and is a predicted model, not a curated record. Gene Ontology annotation, molecular function: transmembrane receptor protein tyrosine kinase activity; protein binding; ATP binding. Gene Ontology annotation, biological process: positive regulation of kinase activity; multicellular organism development; cell surface receptor protein tyrosine kinase signaling pathway. The coding region runs from base 1 to 3495 and encodes 1164 amino acids. Gene Ontology annotation, cellular component: signaling receptor complex. NCBI's taxonomy places the organism in Eukaryota, Metazoa, Arthropoda, Arachnida, Ixodida, Ixodidae.